Molecule: messenger RNA, 690 nt
Organism: Microtus ochrogaster (prairie vole)
Lineage: Eukaryota; Metazoa; Chordata; Mammalia; Rodentia; Cricetidae
Product: olfactory receptor 1E1-like
Biological process (GO): G protein-coupled receptor signaling pathway
Cellular component (GO): membrane
Molecular function (GO): olfactory receptor activity; G protein-coupled receptor activity
Source: RefSeq, a predicted model, not a curated record
AUGGUCAUCUACUCCUUUGGCCUCAUGCAGAGCUGUGGUUACCCUGAUCUGCCCUAUGUCAAAUGUGGAGUUGGUGAAGAUCUUUUUAUCAACAUGGACAGCUUCCUCCUGAGUGUGAUGGCCUAUGACCGCUAUGUGGCCAUUUGUCACCCACUCCACUACACUCUGAUGAUGAGCCCCAGACUCUGUGUCCUCCUGGUGGUCCUAUCAUGGGUCAUCACAAACCUGCAUGCUCUCUUGCACACUCUCCUCAUGGUUCGACUCACCUUCUGUUCCCACAAUGCAGUGCACCACUUCUUCUGUGACCCAUAUCCUAUCCUGAAGCUCGCUUGUUCUGACACCUUUAUUAAUGACCUGAUGGUCUUCACUGUGGGUGGAGUGAUAUUCCUGACACCAUUUUCUUGCAUUGUUGUUUCCUAUGCUUACAUUUUCUCUAAUGUCCUGAAGAUGCCCUCUACCUGUGGGAUAAAAAAAGCCCUGUCCACAUGUGGGUCUCACCUCACUGUGGUCUCUCUCUUCUAUGGAGCAAUCCUGGGGAUCUAUAUGCGUCCUUCAUCCUCAUACUCACUACAAGACACGGUGGCCACUGUCAUCUUCACUGUGGUGACACCACUGGUCAAUCCCUUCAUCUACAGCCUGAGGAAUCGUGACAUGAAAGCAGCCCUAAGGAAGAUGGUUCUCAGAUGCUAG